GUGUGAGCCAUGACGUCUAAUGCAGUGGGAACAGUUCUGAAAACCAUCUGUAUCUCGGCAGUAAAGAUUCUCGGAAACAAAACCAGAACUUUUCGGUGAAAAUAUCUUUGUUUUGGUUUUAAUGAUUGGCAACAAUAUUUUUUUCCCGCUUUUUAAAUUAAAAGAUUCCGAGAAUUCUUACUGCAGUAGUAUAUUUAUAUAUUUGUUAAAUAAUAUUAUUUUAAUUAUGUGACAAUAUAAUAAUCUUAUAUUAAAUUUUAUAUAAGCACUUUCUUUAUGAUGGAUAAUGCUAAUGAACUUGCUCCUUUUGUGCCCGGUGACUUACUAUGGGCGAAGAUAGGCUCUCACCCAUUUUGGCCUUGUAUGGUUGGUUAUGAUCCAAUUAAUGGAAACUAUACUAAAUUAUCUAAGAUUGGCCCUAGAGAAUAUACAAUUUAUCAUGUACAAUUUUUUGGAGAGAAACCUCUUCGUGGUUGGACUGCUCAAAAAAUCUUUCCAUAUGAAGGCAUUGAUAAGUUUUAUGAGAAAUUUAAUGUGUGUAAUAAAUCAAAAGGAGAUCAGUCCGAAAGAAAAGGCCCUGAGGCUUUGAAAAAUGGAAACAGGGUUAAAGGCUACAUGAUGAAAAGCUGGGAUAUUGCUGUCAAAGAAGCUGAAGAAGCAUUUGAAAUAAAAGAUAAAACAGAGAGGUUUUCAACUUAUGUGUUUAAUUAUGAUACUCUUAAGAGGAAAAUUCCAAAAGGUAAUCAGCAAAAUGGGUUCAGUCAGAUUAUUCCUGAAAAAGUUAAAACUUCUGAAAUCCCUGAGGUUCAUAAAGCUAAGAAAGUUAAGGUAUCAAAUGAACAAGAUAGUGAUAAAGGAAUUUGUGUUCUGUGCAUCAAAUCAGAUCCUAACAUUUCUUGCCGUGGCUGCCAGAAAGAAUUUCAUCUAAGUUGUUUGGGUUUACUUUCAGCUAAUGGAUUUGAAUGUGCAGAAUGUAAAUCAGGUGUUCGUACUUGCUUUUCAUGUGAGAAGUCUGAUGAAGCUGUUAUCAAGUGUGGACAUCCUAAAUGUUUUAAAUAUUAUCAUCCUGAUUGCCUAAAACAACUACCAGGUAGUUAUGAAAAGAACCAAGUCUGUCCCUUGCAUACUUGUUUAACAUGCUAUACUGAAGAUCAUAGGAAUCUCGCUGCUCGUAAAGGAAGUUUGAUUACUUGUUUUAAGUGUCCGUCUGCCUUUCACGCACGUGAGUCCUGCAUACCAGCUGGCUGUGUUGAAUUAAUUACCAAUGCCAUAAUAUUAUGUCCUUUUCACUUUGUGCUGGAAAGAAAAAAUUCUAAGCGAUCUGCACUUAUUAAUGUCAAUAAUUGUGUGUCAUGUAGUGAAGGGGGUGAUCUGGUGUGUUGUGAUGCUUGCCCUAAUGCAUAUCAUAGAACUUGCUUGGAUGGCGAUGUGCCUGAAGGAAAAUUCUUAUGUGAAUAUUGCUUAAAAAAGAGUCAUUUCUAUUAUUCCAUGAUAGUAUUUUGCAAGUUGGGGAAUCAUAGUUGGUGGCCAUCACAGAUAGUACACCCAUCUAAGCUUCCAGAUAAUAUUAAGAACUACUCACAUAGUGACGGUGAUUUCCCGGUGAAAUUUUUUGGAACUCAUGAUUAUUGUUGGUCAAAUCGUGGCCGUGUAAUAGCAUAUGAAGAACACCACAAGACUUAUAGACAAGUGACUCAAGGGAAAAAUAAAAUCAAGUACAAAGAAGCUUUACUUGAAGCAGGAGUAGAAUUUGAUUUAUAUAGAGCUUACAAACAAUCCGUCAGCCCUUGUAAUGACAUGCCACCAUCAUACAAAAGUAUUAAGGUGAACAGACUUUCGAAAACCUUCCCAGUUGUCUCAGCUAAAGAAAUAGAUGUAGUUCAAUGUUUCUGUAAAAGUACUGAUUCAAAUCCAUGUGGCACAAAUGACUGCAUAAAUAGAUCUGUACUAAUGGAAUGUGUUCCAAAAAACUGCCUAGCUGGUGAUUUGUGCCAAAAUCAGCGAUUUCAAAAAAGACAGUACAAAAAAACUAAAAUAAUUAAAACUAAUUCACGAGGUUGGGGGUUAGCAGCUACAGAAAAUAUUCAAAAAGGUGAUUUUGUUAUGGAAUAUGUAGGGGAAAUCAUUUCACAUGAUGAAUAUCGUAAACGAUCCGGUGAACUGCAAGCACAAAAGAGCUCUGAUUUCUAUUUUUUAUACUUGGAUAAUAGAAGAAUGAUAGAUGCCAGACCCAUGGGAAAUUAUGCACGUUUUAUCAAUCACUCUUGUGAUCCUAAUUGCAUUAUGGAAAAAUGGGAAGUUUGUGGUGACUCCAGGGUUGGAAUAUUUGCCCUGAAAGAGAUUAGUCCUGGGGAAGAACUCACAUUCGACUAUCAGUCGGAGAAAUAUGACAUACUGCAAGUGUGUUACUGCAAUUCUAUUAACUGCAGAGGAGUAAUAGGAAAAAAAAAAAUUUUGAAAUCAGCGACAAGUUUAUCGAAAUCAGCUACCAAGAAAGCAAACAAGAAGUCAGUGUCAUCUCAUCAAGAACAUUCUUCCUUGCAAAUGAGGCUUCCUGGGAUCGAAGGUCAAUGCCGUCCAUCAAAAAACAAUUUCUCAUCUUCCACAGUGAAAAAUAAUGUGACUUCAGUGCCAAGUGCGGAUUAUUCCUAUGAAUCUCUAAAUGAACCUGUUAGUAGUACUUGUGACUCUGCAGACCAACCAAAUUCAUCUAUUGCACAAAAAUCAUCUGUAUCUUUGUCAUUGGUACCAAUUUCUUCAUUGCAAGCAACAGCUCUGCCUACAACUUUAGGUUUCAAAAAAAGUCUAUUUCCACAUCAGAUAUCGCACACAGACAAUAAUUCUAAAUCAUCAAGAAAUUGCCAUUUACCUGCAAUACCUUCAUCCUCAUUACCUGUUACAGAAUCUCCUGUGUGUGUUAAGUUUCCUACUGGUGUAAGGCGAACAGAAGCUCAUUUAAUUUUAACGCCUGAAAACUCUCUUCCAUUUCCUUAUAUAAAGAAUUGGAUUUCAAAUUUAGAUUUUUUAAAGAGAAUUAUUCAACGCGAUAAAAAUGAUAAAAAUCGUUAUAUAAUAGAUGUAGGGGGUACACAUGGACAUGUAAGUGUGCAUAUUGAGGACCUUGCGCUAUUUUUUGAUGGCUUUAGAUCAACAGGAAAUAAACUAGGUACAUUAAAUUAUGCAAGAGACAUACUGUCCUCAAUAAUACUAGAAUCAAGAAAAUGUGAUUCCUCAGACAAUUUUUGCUUUAUUUGCAAAUGUUCAACUGAUUUACUGACCUGUGAUAAAGAAGACUGCAAUCGAGCUUAUCAUCUUUUGUGCCUUGGUCUUUCUUCUAUACCAGAUGAUACUUGGCAUUGCCCACGUCACAAAUGCAGAGUUUGUGAAGAGGAACCUGCAUUCUUCUGUUUUUCAUGUCCAACCUCAUUUUGCAAGCGUUGCCUGCAGAGAAGAAUCGUACCUACAGAUUUCUUCUGCCAAACUUGUGAUCUAAAGAACAAGAAAUUAAAAAGAGACCGUAACAGUAAAGAGUAAACUGCUAUCAGUUAUUUAUACUUGAAGUAUUAAAAUUUUUAGUAUUACUUGAUAAUUCUGUUUGCAUGAAAACUGUUGAGUUUUAAGAAAUUGUUCAUUUCAUAUUGAUUAAAAUUAUGAUCACUAUAAAUUAAUUCAUUAUCUAUAUUUAGUAACUUAAAAAAACAGUAACUUUGGUGAUGUUCGUUUGUUGCAUUGCAGUUUUGUUGUUAAUUUGUUACUUUGCAUGUCUUUAACUAACGCAUAGCUGAUGAAUAAGUAAUUUUUAUGUAAAUAGUUUUUUUAAUGAAAAUAAUAUUUUGUUUAAGAUUUAAAUUCCAUUGUUUUCAAGUU
Messenger RNA from Parasteatoda tepidariorum (common house spider), 3867 nucleotides. Its product is annotated as histone-lysine N-methyltransferase NSD2. Gene Ontology annotation, cellular component: nucleus. Gene Ontology annotation, molecular function: histone methyltransferase activity; protein binding. The record is from RefSeq and is a predicted model, not a curated record. NCBI's taxonomy places the organism in Eukaryota, Metazoa, Arthropoda, Arachnida, Araneae, Theridiidae.